AAGGCUACGAAGGGGCGGGACGGAGCAGUUCGGCCCAAAGUGGCGGUUUACUUGAGGCGGUUGCCUUAGUACAGCGAGUAGACUGAGUCUGUGGCGAAUUGCGGGCCGAUUCCCGGCCAGUGCCAUCUCAGCCGGAGUGGACCUCGGGGCCUCAGAAGCAGACUUGUAUCUGGCCCGAGGCUCCCAGCCGUUCAGCGCGUCUUCCCAUAACCGGAUACCGAUUAUUGGGACUCUCGGCUGCAGACACAGGAGUCACAGAUGCUGGGAAGUAUGGCCCCAAAGAAACCUCGAAAUACCACAAGGUUGCCCCUGGCUUUAAACCCCCUGAAGAGCAAGGACGUGUUGGCAGUGCUGGCUGAGAGGAACCAGGCUAUGGUACCAGUUGGGGCAUGGGUGGAACCUGCCUCACCAGGUAGUUCGGAAAUCCCAGCACAUACAUCAGCAUAUUUGAUUGAAGAAGAACUAAAGGAACAGCUAAGAAGAAAACAAGAAGCUUUGAAACAUUUUCAGAAGCAAGUUAAAUACCGAGUAAAUCAACAAAUUAGGUUGAGAAAAAAGCAACAGCUUCAGAAGUCUUAUGAAAGAGCGGAAAAAGAAGGCUCUAUAGCCAUGCAGUCUUCAGCAGCACACUUAACUUCCAAAAGGACAAGUGUUUUUCCAAACAAUUUGAAUGUUGCUAUUGGAAGUUCUAGGUUACCUCCUUCCCUGAUGCCUGGGGAUGGAAUAGAGGAUGAAGAGAAUCAGAACGAAUUAUUCCAACAACAAGCCCAGGCUCUUAGUCAAACUGUGAAACAGGCACGUCACCGGCUAGCAUCCUUUAAAACUGUGAGUAAAAAAAAGGGAUCAGUGUUUCCAGAUGAUGGAAGGAAAAGCUUUCCCACCCGAGAGGAACUUGACUGUGAGGAACCUGACUAUGAGGAAUCUUCAUCUCUUGUAACUGAUGAGAAAGUGAAAGAAGAUUUGUUUGGGAGAGACCAGCAAGACCAGCAGGAUAUCCUUUCUGAAGAUAAGAACAAACCUUUCGGCAGAGUUCAGAAAGUAAAAUUCAAAAAUCCAUUAUUUGUUCUGAUGGAAGACGAAGAACAAAAUCAGAUACAUUUUGAGGGCCUUCAGGAUAUUCUUCCAGAAGCUCAGGAUUAUUUUCCAGAAGCCCAAGACCAGAAUAUUCUACUCAAAUAUCAGGACCAGGAUUUCCUACCCAGACACCAACAUGUUCUCCCCAAAGACCAAGAUAUUCUACCUAAAUAUCAAGACCAGGAUUUUCUACCUAAAGACCAGGAUUUUUUAUGUAGAGACCGGCAUGUUCUCCCUAAAGACUGGAAUAUUCUACCCAAACGUCAGGACCAGGAUUUUCUACCCAGAGACCAAGGUUAUCUUCCCAAAGACCAAAAUAUUCUACUCAUAUGUCAGGACCGAGAUUUUCUCCCCAGAGACCUGCAUGUUCUCUCCAACGACCAGAAUAUUCUAUCCAAAUGUCAGGACCAAGAUUUUCUACCAAAAUAUCAGAAAGCAGAUCUGAAGCAGCCAACAUCCAUUUUGAUAGAUAGGAGAGGGAGAGAGGCGCUUCCUCUGGAUGUCCAUCAGGAUCUUCUAUGCAUGCAUCAUCAGGCCUCCAUCAGAGGCAAGAAAGUACACUUUGAGGAGCCAUACUCUGAUAUGACAGAUGAGAAAGGGAGAGAAGACUUUUCUCUGGCAGAUUAUCAGUGUUUGCCUCCCAAAUCCCAGGACCAGGAUGGCAUCAUAAACCAGCAACCUGCAUCUUUUAUGAGAGAAGAGAGAGUGAGAGAAGAAUUGCCUCUGGACUAUCAUCAAUAUGUUGUACCUAAAAUCCAGGACCAAGACUCCCCUAGAGAACAGAACAAGCAUAUCAAACUACCCUCAUCUUUUGAGAAAUGGGAGAUUGCAAGAGGAAAUAUUACUGGAGUGCCAUCGGCUUAUGAUGGAUAUCAAUCAGGAUUGAGCACUGAAUUCCAAGCUCCACUGGCAUUUCAGUCUGGCGUAGAUAAAGAAGAAGAUAAGAAAGAGCGUCAAAAGCAGUACCUGAGACAUAGACGACUUUUCAUGGAUAUUGAGAGAGAACAAGUAAAAGAACAACAAAGGCAAAAAGAACAAAAGAAGAAAAUUGAAAAAAUUAAGAAAAAGAGAGAGCAAGAACGUUAUGCUGAAGAGCAGAGGAUCUUAAGAAUGAACUUUCAUGAAGAUCCAUAUUCAGGAGAGAAGAUGAGUGAGAUAUUAGCCCAGUUACAACUGGAAGAAAUAAAAGGAGCCAGAGAAAAACAACAACAGAGAGAAAAAGAAUACCUGAGAUAUGUAGAAGCUUUACGAGCCCAAAUCCAGGAGAAAAUGCAGCUGUAUAAUAUUACUUUACCUCCACUAUGCUGUUGUGGUCCUGAUUUUUGGGAUGCUCAUCCUGAUACCUGUGCCAACAACUGUAUUUUCUAUAAAAACCACAGGGCAUAUACUCGGGCACUACAUUCAUUCAUCAAUUCCUGUGAUGUCCCUGGGGGUAAUUCAACUCUUCGAGUCGCAAUUCAUAGUUUUGCUUCUGCACACAGGCGGACUUUGAAAAAUCUGUAAUGAGAAUCUGAAAUUAACUGGUAGUAUUUUGGCUUUUACUUAAAAUCAGCCCUGAGAGAUUAUUUAAGAAAAGAUGUUCAAGUUAUAAAAUAUAUAAUCUAGAAAGAAAUACUGUCUCAUAUAAUAACUGUCUUUAUAAUUAGAUUGUAAUCAUUGUUUUAAUCUGCCUUGGAACCAAGAUUGAAAGCUGGCUUACUCUUCUUUCUUGUGAACCAUACGGAGCCUAUUAUUUUAAAACACGAUCAGACAAUUAAGGCUUCUCUUACUUUGCUUUGCUCUGAUCAGAAGAGCUCAUGUGAAAUCUUUGAGAUUCUCUCAUUUAUCAUCUUUCUAAAACUGUGUUUUUUAACUUGACAAUAUUGAAAAUGUCUGGAUGAAGCAGAAAAGAAAGUGAUGAAAUGUGUUUCUGAACAUCAGUGGCCAUCUAUAUUGCCAUUACCUUUUCUAGUUGUAUGUAAGAAUUCAAGAUUAGAAGAAUUUAAAUUUGUUGCACAUUUUUUUCUCAAAAUUUUUUCUCUUGUUUUUAAAAAUGUAUUGCCUCUUUCCCCAUUCAGUGACACUAGACAUAGGAAUUUUUAAUUGUGUAAUUUUCUGUUGCAGAAAAGGUAAAUAAAUCCUUUGUCUUUUGAAUAUCUUCUAUGUGAAAUAAUUGUGAGUGACAUUUGAAAAAGUGAAUCUCAAGUCAAAGUGAGUAAAUUCCUUAUUUCCCUAUUUUUAAAAAACCUGGUGAAUGACAUGGCUACAGGGCAAAUGAAAUAAAAAUUGCCAUAGUUGGUAUGAA
Rhinopithecus roxellana (golden snub-nosed monkey) is the source of this 3358-nucleotide messenger RNA. RefSeq names its product coiled-coil domain containing 15 (gene CCDC15). The transcript has 17 exons. NCBI's taxonomy places the organism in Eukaryota, Metazoa, Chordata, Mammalia, Primates, Cercopithecidae. Gene Ontology annotation, cellular component: centrosome. The record is from RefSeq and is a predicted model, not a curated record. The coding region runs from base 259 to 2577 and encodes 772 amino acids.